Molecule: messenger RNA, 3772 nt
Organism: Manis javanica (Malayan pangolin)
Lineage: Eukaryota; Metazoa; Chordata; Mammalia; Pholidota; Manidae
Gene: EXOC1
Product: exocyst complex component 1
Biological process (GO): exocytosis; Golgi to plasma membrane transport
Cellular component (GO): exocyst; plasma membrane
Molecular function (GO): phosphatidylinositol-4,5-bisphosphate binding
Source: RefSeq, a predicted model, not a curated record
GGUGUGUCACGUGCCUGCAUGUGGGCGGUGGUGGCGGAAUGGCGGGUACCCGUUUUCCUCUCCGGUGAGGCGGCCUUUCCUAGCAGCUGCGGCCGCCCAAGCCCGGUCCCAUCUCGGUCUUGGAGGACCCGCCUCGGCACAGCCGGGCUCGGUCCAACCUUGCGCUGAAUAAAGAUGACAGCAAUUAAGCAUGCAUUACAAAGAGACAUUUUUACACCAAAUGACGAACGCCUGCUGAGUAUUGUAAAUGUCUGCAAAGCAGGGAAAAAGAAAAAAAACUGUUUCUUGUGUGCCACAGUGACAACUGAACGCCCUGUGCAGGUAAAGGUGGUCAAAGUCAAGAAAUCUGAUAAAGGGGAUUUCUAUAAAAGGCAGAUUGCUUGGGCCCUUCGAGACCUUGGUGUGGUAGAUGCCAAGGAUGCUAGUAAGGAAAGUCCUGAAUUUGACUUACAUUUUGAGAAAAUAUAUAAAUGGGUGGCCAGCAGCACUGCUGAAAAGAAUGCAUUCAUUUCAUGCAUUUGGAAAUUGAAUCAGCGAUAUCUCCGGAAGAAAAUUGAUUUUGUCAAUGUUAGCUCACAGCUUUUGGAAGAACUGCCUAAAGUUACAGAAGAAUCUGUACCUAGUGGAGAAAACCAGAGUGUGACAGGAGGUGAUGAAGAAGUAGUGGAUGAAUACCAAGAGUUAAAUGCAAGAGAAGAGCAAGAUAUUGAAAUAAUGAUGGAAGGCUGUGAAUAUGCAAUCUCUAAUGCUGAAGCCUUUGCAGAAAGGUUGUCCAGAGAGCUGCAGGUGUUAGAUGGGGCCAAUAUCCAAUCGAUUAUGGCCUCUGAAAAACAAGUGAACAUCCUGAUGAAGUUGCUGGAUGAGGCUCUCAAGGAAGUAGAUCAGAUUGAAUUGAAACUGAGCAGUUAUGAGGAAAUGCUCCAAAGUGUCAAAGAACAAAUGGAUCAAAUCUCUGAAAGCAACCACCUAAUUCAUCUUAGUAACACUAACAAUGUAAAACUCCUGUCUGAGAUAGAGUUCCUUGUGAACCACAUGGACUUGGCCAAAGGUCAUAUAAAAGCCCUUCAGGAAGGAGAUCUUGCUUCCUCCAGAGGCAUUGAGGCCUGCACCAAUGCAGCUGAUGCACUCCUACAGUGCAUGAAUGUAGCUCUUCGACCAGGCCAUGACAUGCUCUUGGCAGUCAGACAGCAGCUGCAGCGUUUCAGUGAUUUGCGAGAGCAUUUUGCCCGAAGACUGGCCAAUCACCUCAACAAUGUCUUCGUUCAACAGUUUACUCAGGCCCUCAUCCAACUCUAUAACAGGUCCUACUUUCUUUCGGUGCCUGGUCAUGAUCAGAGUUCAACUCUUGCUCAACACUCUGUUGAACUGGCUUUACCCAACCAUCAUCCAUUUCAUAGAGACUUGCUCCGAUAUGCCAAACUGAUGGAGUGGCUAAAGAGUACAGAUUAUGGAAAAUAUGAGGGACUGGCAAAGAAUUACAUGGAUUAUUUAUCACGACUGUAUGAGAGAGAAAUUAAAGACUUCUUUGAAGUUGCAAAGAUCAAGAUGACUGGUACAACUAAAGAAAGCAAGAAGUUUGCUACACUGCCUCGAAAAGAAAGUGCUGUCAAACAGGAAACCGAGAGUCUUCAUGGAAGUUCUGGGAAAUUAACUGGAUCUACUUCUAGUCUAAAUAAACUUACUGUUCAGAGUUCAGGGAAUCGCAGAUCUCAAUCAUCUUCAUUGUUGGAUAUGGGAAACAUGUCUGCCUCUGAUCUUGAUGUUGCUGACAGAACCAAAUUUGAUAAGAUCUUUGAACAGGUCCUCAGUGAACUGGAGCCUCUAUGUCUGGCAGAACAGGACUUCAUUAGUAAAUUUUUCAAGCUGCAGCAUCAGAGUAUUCCUGGAACUGUGACUGAAGCAGAGGACCUAGAUGGAGGAACAUUAUCACGGCAACAUAAUUCUGGCACACCACUGCCUGUUUCAUCUGAGAGAGAGAUGAUUCGUCAAAUGAUGAUUAAAAUAUUUCGCUGCAUUGAGCCAGAACUGAACAACCUAAUUGCAUUAGGAGACAAAAUUGAUAGCUUUAACUCCCUUUACAUGCUGGUCAAAAUGAGUCAUCAUGUGUGGACUGCACAAAACAUGGACCCUGCUUCUUUUCUGAGUACUACCUUGGGAAAUGUUUUGGUGACUGUCAAAAGGAACUUUGACAAAUGCAUUAGUAACCAAAUAAGGCAAAUGGAAGAAGUAAAGAUCUCAAAGAAGAGUAAAGUAGGAAUUCUUCCAUUUGUUGCUGAAUUUGAAGAAUUUGCUGGACUUGCAGAAUCAAUCUUUAAAAAUGCUGAGCGUCGUGGAGAUCUAGAUAAAGCAUAUACUAAACUUAUUAGAGGAGUAUUUGUUAAUGUGGAGAAAGUAGCAAACGAAAGCCAGAAGACACCCAGGGAUGUAGUUAUGAUGGAAAACUUUCACCGUAUUUUUGCUACACUUUCUCGUUUGAAAAUCUCAUGUCUAGAAACUGAAAAAAAAGAAGCCAAACAAAAAUACACAGAUCAUCUUCAGUCCUAUGUCAUUUAUUCUUUAGGACAACCUCUUGAAAAACUAAAUGUAGUGUGGCACUCCAUGCAAGAUGAAUUUAUACGCCAAUACAAGCACUUUGAAGGUUUGAUAGCUCGCUGCUAUCCUGGAUCUGGUGUUACAAUGGAAUUUACUAUUCAGGACAUUCUGGAUUAUUGCUCCAGCAUUGCACAGUCCCACUAACCCUAACCCUUAGGCAAGAAGAAAAGAUAAAUGAAGAAAGCACUUUGAAUACUCCAGAAGCUAUUCAAAAAUAUCAAGCAGGUCUUUUGAGAACCCAGACCUGAAAUUGUAUGUAUUAUUAAAUGUCAGAUAUAUGGGUAAUGCCAUACUACAAACACUCAAAAGCAAAAGUACCAACAUAUAUAGCAGUUUUAUUUUCCCAAUUGGUUGUGUACUAACAUAAAGCAUUUAUCUCAUCAUAAAAUUCCUUUAGCAUUUUUCUAUGACUGAACAAGAAAUAUUCCCUUAUUGCCCAGCUUCUUAUAGCUAAGAGUGGUUAUCCUAUGAAUGCAUUGGGAGUUUGUCAGCUUUCACAAAUUCACUAUUGUUUACAAAUCAUGGAACUGCUAAAAUACUGUUCAGAAUUUUUUCCCUCUAACUAAUGAGCAUGUGGAUAUGAGAUCAGUUAUAAACUUGGGUUUUGAGGAUUACGUGACUGCAGCAAUGAAUCUGAAAUAAAGAAACUUUUGAAAAAGUUCAAAUUUGAUAAUAUUCUUCAAUCUGUUAUAUGCUGUUUUUUGAAUAAAAACAAGUCCUUACAGAAUCAAUAUACAGAAAUUAAUUACAUGUCCAUUUACCACAAAAUACUUAAAAGUAUAAUGAAAUGAUAAAAAUAAAAUCAUUUAUAGUAGCAUCAAAAAUAUUUGGCAUUUAGCACUAAAUCUAACAAAACCUGUGCUAGGACUGUAUGGUGUUCCCCCUAAUUCGUAUGUGGAAGCCCUAACCAUCAGCACCUCAAUGUGACUGUCUUAGGAAAAGGGCUUUAAGGGGUUAUUAAGGUUAAAUGGAAUGGUAAGGGUGGAGCCCUGAUCCAGUAGAACUGGUGCACUUAUGAGAAGACAGGCCAGAGCUCUCUGUCUGCCAUGUGAGAACACAGCAAGAAGUUGGCCAUCUGUAAGCCAGGAAGAGAACUCACCAGAACCCAACUAUCCUGGCAUCCUGAUCUUGGAUGUCAAGCCUCCAAAGCUGAGAAAAUAAAUUUCUGUUGUUUAAGCCA